AUGUGCCUGACGCGUAACGGUGGACAUCUCCUCCUGGAAAUCUUGGAAAACGACCCCUGUGAAGAGGCGGCAAAGCGUAUGUUUGAGAAAAUUAGCAAGAGCAUCCUCGACAAGACACGAAACGAGCGGACAUCGUGGGACGCAGUGAUCAACGGCAGCACAGGAGAAUCCAGCAAACAGCGGAAGUGCAGGAUCGGGUUGGUGGAUGAUUCUCCAGAGGAUAGGGAGCGGAACCUCGAGAUAUACAUGCGUCUCGUGUUCGUCGACGGGAUCCGCCCCGUGAUGGAAGCCAUUGACAAGAUUGAUUCAGAGUUCAUUGACUGGGGGGUGGAGCGUCUCGCAGAAGCGAAAGGCGUGUCUACCUCCUUCGAUCGAGAUGACAUCAAGGGGAUCGACCAUCUUUUCGGCGGCACUCGCGAGCAAGUUGGCGAAGAAGGAGUAGUCUACUCAAGAUCGGGAUGCCUCUUCAAGCAGACAGAUGACGCCGAUAGAGAAUUGUGCAACGCGUGUAAGGUUCAUGACAUCGAGGGGCACGGGGUCGUCAGGUGGUGCAUGGUGAUGGCUCUUGUUGGGAGAACGAUGCUCAAGAAGCACAACAAGGGGAAAGUGAGCUGCAUGUUCGGGCCUCUGCAGGCAAACGGAGCGCAGAUGAGCCCAGUGGGUGUGUUCGGUAAAGUAUUCAAGGAGCUCGGGCGAUCUUUUUUCGGAGUGGGGGAUAUGAGCGUGAAUGCUAUGUGGUCCACCCAAGACACCAUCGCCGUCGAGCAGGGGCUAGAGAUAUAG
Molecule: messenger RNA, 783 nt
Organism: Ectocarpus siliculosus
Lineage: Eukaryota; Phaeophyceae; Ectocarpales; Ectocarpaceae
Source: the annotation of a GenBank genome assembly